CCUCGCUACUCCAUCAAAGAAAACGCUCUCGGGGACCUGGUGUCUGGAGUCAGUGUCGGGAUCAUACAGCUGCCACAGGGUAUGGCCAACGCCAUGUUGGCGGGAGUUCCUCCAGCGUUUGGUCUCUACAGCUCUCUCUAUCCUCUGAUCAUCUACUUCAUCUUUGGCACCUCCAGACACCUCUCCAUUGGUACUUUUGCCAUCCUGGCCAUCAUGAUUGGGUCUGUGACAGCCAACGUGGAGUUGCUCAGCAAUGGUGAUGAAGAGAGUCAGAUUGAUGUUGAAGCGGCCAAAGUGAACGUUGCUGUACAACUCACCUUCCUGUGUGGCCUCAUACAGCUCCUGAUAUACCUGCUGCGUGGAGGCGGUGUGUGUCGCUGGCUGUCUGAUCCUGUAAUCAGAGGCUACACCACGGCAGCAGGUCUGCAUGUGAUAGUUCUGCAGCUGCCACUGAUGACUGGAAUACCUGCACAGAGACACUCCGGACUGAUACCUUCAGCUUGGACAUUAAAUGAUGUUCUGCAUGGAGUGACCAGUGCUGUACCAGGAGCCCUGUCAGUCUCCGUGGUCUCCAUGGUGAUUCUCAUUGGAGGCAAAAUGCUGAAUGAGCGCUUUAAGAACAAGCUGCCUGUCGCCAUACCAUGGGAACUUAUAUUGAUUGUCCUGGGCACCAUCCUGUCGGUGCAGAUGGAUCUGGUUGGACAGCACAAAGUCCAGGUGGUGGGACACAUACCCAGUGGCUUGUCUUCCCCAGUCAUUCCCUCUCUCUCUCAGACCAGAGAGCUGUUCAUUCCAGCUCUGUCUGUGGCUCUGGUCGGCUUCAGUUUCCUUUCAGCCAUGGGCUCAGUGUUUGCCCACAAACAUGGCUACCACGUGGACAGCAGUCAGGACCUGCUGGCUCUGGGUCUGUGUAACACCAUAGGAGGAAUGUUCCAGUGCUUCGCAGUCAGCUGCUCCUUCUCACGCAGUAUGGUCCAGGAUGGCAUUGGUGUUAAAUCACAGAUGGCCGGUUUGGUAUCAGCCCUGUUGAUUUUAACCAUCCUGUUAAAGAUCGGUCACCUCUUUGAACAGCUGCCAAAGGCGGUGUUGGCAGUGAUCAUCGUGGUGAACCUGCAUGGGUUAAUCGCUCAGUUCAAAGAUUUAUGUGUGCUCUGGAAGUCUGACAGAUUAGACAUGCUGGUCUGGGUAGCCUCGUUGAUCUCCACGCUGGUCUUUAACCUGGACCUGGGUCUGGCUGUGGCGGUCAUCUUCUCUCUGCUCACACUCAUCUACAGGACACAACACUCCUCCACUGUUGUUUUGGGUCGUAUUCCUGGUACAGACUGUUACAGAGAUGUGGGACUCUACACUGAGGCAAAGCCAGUUCCCGGUGUGACUAUACUCUCCUAUUCCUGUCCUAUUUACUUUGCAAACUCUGAACUGGUUUUCACACAGAUCAGACAGACAGUGAGUCUUGAUAAGAAGGAGAACCCAGCUGGAGUCCACACCUCUUCUUCUUCUCCCUCCUCCUCCUCCUCAGGCCAGACAUGGACACACACUCAUUGCUUGGUUCUGGAUCUCAGCUCAGUCACCUUCAUGGACUCUGUGGCCAUGCUGGCACUCUGCAAGGUUUCGGAAGACUUGGAAGUCCAAGGUGUCAGCGUGUUUCUGGCAGCGUGCCCAGAGAGAAUUUUAUCUCAGCUCCAGACUCAGAGUUGUAAAACAGACAGCCUGCCCGCCUCCUGUGUCUUCCCGUCGGUCCAUCAUGCCGUCCAGCGCUGCCUCAGCAUCCUGCCAAGACCUCUGGAGGAAAUCCCAGAUGCAAGUGAAUGUUGAACCUACACGACUGCUGCUUCUACAUGACAGUUAAGUCAUCUCAGUGCAUCAACAGGGCAGAGAGAAGAAUCCUUGGGUGAUAGUUAAGGCUUUAA
Anoplopoma fimbria (sablefish) is the source of this 1910-nucleotide messenger RNA. It is a transcript of the gene slc26a6.1, whose product is annotated as solute carrier family 26 member 6. The record is from RefSeq and is a predicted model, not a curated record. The coding region runs from base 82 to 1815 and encodes 577 amino acids. Gene Ontology annotation, cellular component: membrane. Gene Ontology annotation, molecular function: bicarbonate transmembrane transporter activity; secondary active sulfate transmembrane transporter activity; oxalate transmembrane transporter activity. Gene Ontology annotation, biological process: transmembrane transport. The transcript has 17 exons. NCBI's taxonomy places the organism in Eukaryota, Metazoa, Chordata, Actinopteri, Perciformes, Anoplopomatidae.